Tribolium madens (black flour beetle) is the source of this 1794-nucleotide messenger RNA. RefSeq names its product zinc finger protein Gfi-1b-like. Lineage: Eukaryota; Metazoa; Arthropoda; Insecta; Coleoptera; Tenebrionidae. The transcript is spliced from 10 exons. Gene Ontology annotation, cellular component: nucleus. Bases 155 to 1651 code for a protein of 498 amino acids. The record is from RefSeq and is a predicted model, not a curated record.
AAUGCAUUCACUAGCUUGUCUUUAUCUCAAUUUUUUUUUUAAUUUAUAGACGAUUAAAUUUUUUGCUAUAAGUAUUUAAUUGUUUUUUAUUAUUACUUGAUUAAGUGUGCUUUUGACUAUCUCUUGUAAUACUUUAAGAGUAGAAUUAGAUGAAAUGGAUCAUCUAAACUUAAAUGCAGAUUUUCUAAAAUUCGACAAGGAAAAUAAUGGGGAUGUUAAGAGAGAAAUCGAUUUUCUACAAUUUGAAGGUUUUAAUGCAAAUUCUGUUCAACCCAGUUCAUCUUACUUAUCAAACAUAUUUUCAAAUGCGUUAGACGUUAAUGCAAAUUUAAACAAUCGGUCGCCAUUAGAUUUGAGCAAUUUGAAAGAUUUGGAUGGUUUAUGCAAAUUAGAAAUUAUAAAAAAUGAAAUACCGUAUCUUGUUAAAUAUAAACUGCAAGAUGGGAAACAUGUAAAGAUAUGGCAAUGCAAAACUUGCUUUAAGGAAUUUGGUCAUCAAUAUACUUUAAUGCGCCACUUGCCCACGCAUACUGAUGAAAGAAAAUUUCAGUGCAAUACCUGCGGAAAAGCAUUUCGACAAAUGUCGACACUUUCUCAACACAGAGCUAUCCACUCGCAUGAAAGGCCUUACGUUUGUGAAAUUUGUCAAAAAACAUUUAAUCGCGUCUCUACGUUAAUUUCCCACCGGAAAACUCACACCGGUAUUAAACCGCAUCAGUGUCAUUUAUGUAAUAAAGCUUUUCACCAAAAAGGAAACCUUCGUAAUCAUAUUUUUACCCACACCAAUGAAAGGCCAUACAAGUGCGAUGACUGUGGAAAAGGUUUUAACCAAAUGUCGAACUUGAUGUGUCAUAAAUUAAAAUCGCAUCAACGCAUGGAUAAACCUAGGCACUCUUGCCAGAUUUGUAGAAGAACUUUUCCGAAACGUAUAGCUUUAAGAAAUCACGAACAAUAUGAACAUAGGGAGAGUAAUCAAGCAAUUGAUUCAUUUUUAUCUGAUGAGCAAAAAAUUACUAACGCAAUAUUUGUGGAACCAAUCAAAACUAAAGCAAUGCAACUAGCGAUAGAGACAAAUCAGAUACCAUUUGCAUUACUAAGACCAUUAACGGGAAUUCCUGUUUUGGUUCGCGUUUUACCAGCUGGAAACGAUAAACAAAUGCUAGUUCCAGCAAGUGCUGAAGAUUUGAAGAAGCAUGGUCAGAUAUCAGUUACUCCAAAAACCACAACUCCUGAAUCAUCGCUAGAAAAUUUGACUGAAGAUAAACAAAAUCUUGUUGGGAGUACUGUUCAAAUAAAAAUACCCGUAGUUGCCACAGUAAUUCAACAAAGUGGUGAGGGAGGUCAUAUGUCUAUGUCGGUAGUAAGUCCCGGACCUAAUAAUGAAGCAGUCAAACAACCAAAUUGCCAGUCAUUGGGUUCCUAUAUUUUAACUGCUACUAAUGAAGAAAACGGUGAGACACAAAUGAGCAUACAAGAAGAUUUAAAUUUUAGUUCAAAUGAAAAAAGUAACUUAACGGAAUUUGAUAUUGAAAUGUCUGAAAUUAAACACAAUGCAGAUGCGGUCGAUGGUAGUUUCAACACUGCUAUAACACGCACUUGUUGUUUCAUGAAAUCUUUUUCAGCACAAGACGAUGUUUUCAUCAUUACAUAGAUUCAUGUAAUAUGUUUUUUAAAGCUUAAUGAUAUUUCUAGGUGAUCAAACUUUAUGUUGCAUGAGUUUUAAUUUUGUUUUCAUGAUUGUAUUAAUGUUUCAAUGUUUUUAUUCUAAAAUUGUCAAUAAAAUGAUAUAUGGCA